This is a messenger RNA of Laetiporus sulphureus 93-53, 2295 nucleotides long. RefSeq lists its product as uncharacterized. The record is from RefSeq and is a predicted model, not a curated record. The annotation marks the transcript as partial. NCBI's taxonomy places the organism in Eukaryota, Fungi, Basidiomycota, Agaricomycetes, Polyporales, Laetiporaceae. The transcript has 3 exons.
GCCGGUAGUGCUCCAGGUGGCAGAAAGAAACGUGUGCGUACGCUAGUCGUCAAAGAUACCGGAAAUCACCCGGACAUCGAAGAGGGGAAGAAGCCUGAUCUGACGUUCUAUGCCAACACACCGGAGGCACGCAAGGCUUAUGAAUUGAGUCAAGAUCAGCUGGAGGACGCGAAGGUGACUCCGGAGGAACGCCGUCAGUACUUGGGCAGAGCGGCUUGGCCUCACGCUUGCGUGUUCGUGGAGUUCAAGGCGGCUGAAAACAAGAAUCCAUUCGAGAAGCGGAAGGACGAAUAUAUGCCUCGGGAUACCGAUGAUGCGAGGAAGGCGAGAGGGCAGAUGUACCAGUAUGCGACGGCGAUCAUGAACGCUCAACCUCGCACGCACGUCUUCUUCAUCAACAUUUGGAGGACUCAGGCGACUCUGUUCUACGCUGAUCACUCGCAAUUCGUUUGCACAAAGCCCUUCAAUUUCACCGGCAAGUCGAGCGCUCUGUCGACGUUCCUCUAUCACCUCGGACAGAUGAACCGGGAGGAACUCGGCUAUGACCCUUCUGUGAUUCCCGCCACGGCAGAAGAUAUCGCUGCAGUGAACGACGUCAGAGCUGAAAUGACGACCUAUCAUCAGGAUUGUGUUGCGGACGCAUUCUUCGAGUCAGGGUGGCCUGUAUACAGAGUGACGAUGCCAGCGGAGCAGGCCGGGUUCAAACAACCACAGGAAGAUGGCGAUUUCCUCAUCGGACGGCCAUUGUACAAGAUCUAUUCGCCCACUGGCCGGGCUACGAAAGUGUAUGCAGCAUACAACAUAAAGACCGAGAGAAUGUGCACGGUGAAAGACUGCUGGCCGGAGGAAUGGGAGGAGGGUGAGCACACCAAGUACGAGUGUAUUCAGGAGGCGAAGGUACGGUGCACUGCAACGUGCCUGUAUGGGGGCUUUGUAGGUGAGCAGAAGACGAAGACUUGCGACUGUAUGAAGUGCACGCGUCCCGUCCGGAGACAUUACCGCAUCGUACUCAAGGAGCUUGGUCGACCACUGGAUAAGUAUUCCAGUUCAGGUGAAUUAAUUAUCGCCGCCUAUUGCGUGCUGAAAGCGCACCGUGACGCGUGGAAGAAAUGUGGUUUGCUACAACGGGACAUGAGUCCUUACAAUAUGGUCUUCGAUGAGGUCGAUCCCCGAGACCUUGCUGAGGGUGAACGCCCAGCCAUCAGAGGUCUUCUGAUUGAUUGGCAUCUUGCCAAGUCCCAAGACGAGCUCAACAGUGGUGCGAAGCGAGUGGGACGGUCGGGCACAUGGCAGUUUAUCUCUGCACGACUACUCAUGAAUCCGACUGCACAGAACGAAGUUUCGGAUGAUCUCGAGUCUGUCAUUCUCAUCAUGGAAUGGAUGGCAUUGAGGUUCCACGAGCAUCGGUACCUCGUGCCAGUAGAUUGCGAAGGUUGGCUGAAAGAACAUGUCCUGAACUUCUUCGAGUUCCGCAGCUACGAUCAGGGUCGCCACCAUGUCGGCGGCAUAGAGAAAUGGCGACAGUGGACGACCGGUAGGAGGACAUGGCAGCCGAGAGACACAAUGUCUGUGCUUGUGAAACUACUCGAUUCUCUUUUGCAGCUAGCACACAACCACUACCUGGCACUCGAAGCUAGUGCACCCCAACCAGCUCCACCAGCCAAAUCAACCUUCGAGCCAGAUUUCACUGGGACGCCAACCAAAGAGCUCGAAUCGGACUCUGAGGAUGAGGAACCCAGGCCUCAGCCUGGUCCAUCUACUGUAAAGACAACUGACAAGGGCACCUUGUCUCUCGCCACGCAUGCCGAGAUUCUCGCAAUCUUCAAGACAGCGGUGAAAAGCUUAUCUAAAGGAUUUGUCCGUGACAAAGUCAGCGACAAGUUCCAAGAUAUUGGAAUGGCCACAGAAAAGUUCUCUCUGGCGGAGAAUGCGAAGCAACCGAGACAGUCGAAGCAAUCGAAGCAGUCGAAGAAGAAAACAACAAGUGAACAGCAGGAGAAAGGACUGCUGAGGAGGAGCCUUCGUCUUUCAGCGCAGGCGAGCGCUGCAGGAGAUCAGGCAGAGGGUUCGAGCAAGCCGGUGAAACGCCGGUCAGACCAGAUGGAAGGGCUGGAGGAGAAGGACGGAGCGAAGCGACAGGCAACUGGGAUAACUCGAAGAGGCUCGCAGCUCCAGAACUCCGUAGCCUAGAAGUAGGUCGACUCUAGGUGGCACAAAGGUUCGGAGAUGAUUUUUGUAUGCCUGCGUGUAUAUAUUGCUGUGAUUGAAUUCGGAAUGUCAUGGAUUAUUUAUUGC